Otolemur garnettii (small-eared galago) is the source of this 921-nucleotide messenger RNA. RefSeq names its product cilia and flagella associated protein 161 (gene CFAP161). Gene Ontology annotation, biological process: cilium assembly. The transcript has 7 exons. NCBI's taxonomy places the organism in Eukaryota, Metazoa, Chordata, Mammalia, Primates, Galagidae. Gene Ontology annotation, cellular component: motile cilium. The coding region runs from base 16 to 921 and encodes 301 amino acids. The record is from RefSeq and is a predicted model, not a curated record.
GGACAGCAGGGCUCGAUGGCGCAGAACCUGUACGGUCCCCGAGUCCGGAUGGGCAACUGGAACGAAGACAUCUACCUGGAGGAGGAGAACAUGAAAGACUUCUUAGAGAAGCGAGAUAAAGGGCAACUUCUCAUACAGAAAAGCAGAAGAUUAAAAAACAAUCUUUUGAGACCGAUGCAGCUUUCUGUAUCUCAGGAUGGAUAUAUUCACUACGGUGACAAAGUGAUGCUUGUAAAUCCCCACUACUCUGAGACAGAAGUUGGUGUGUCUCUGAGCGGGGACCUGAGCCUGUGUAUGACUCCCGAUGAAGUUCAAGCCCAUCUGAGUGAUGAGUUGGAGCUGCCCUGUGGGCUGAGCGCCGUUCCAACUAAGAUCCCGGUCAGCAGAAACACCUUUAUCAUUUUCAGCUUGGACACAGAUGCCACUGGACAAGUCCUCUGGUAUGGGCAGUACUUCUGCCUUGGGAUAACAGGAGGAUUUGAAAACAAAAUGCUGUUUUUAUCAAGUGACCAUAGGACCCUUCUGAAAUCAUCUAAGAAGUCCUGGCUCCAGGAGGUGUACCUGACAGAUGAGGUGUCCUACAGAAACUGCUGGCAGGCUGCCCUCCCCGACCCCCAGCUGCGCCUGGAGCAUGAAGGCCUCCCAGUCCCGGCAAAUGCAAAAAUUCUCAUCAAUCACUGCCACACAAAUCGCGGCCUGGCGGUCCACCGGCAUCUUUUUUUAAGCACCUAUUUUGGGAAGGAAGUGGAAGUUGUAGCUCACACAUAUCUGGAUUCACACAAAGUUGAAAAACCAAAGAACCACUGGAUGCUGGUUACCAGGAAUCCCAGGAACGACGCGUCCACCAUGCUGGACCUGCCCAAGCCACCAGUGGAGGACACUCGAGCCGUGGAGCAAGCCAUGGGCCUUAAUGAGCAGUAA